Molecule: messenger RNA, 519 nt
Organism: Cucurbita maxima (winter squash)
Lineage: Eukaryota; Viridiplantae; Streptophyta; Magnoliopsida; Cucurbitales; Cucurbitaceae
Product: mavicyanin
Exons: 2
Coding region: 4-519 (171 amino acids)
Cellular component (GO): plasma membrane
Molecular function (GO): electron transfer activity
Source: RefSeq, a predicted model, not a curated record
UCAAUGGCUUCCAACUCGAUGAAUUUCUUCACAACUCUGCUCCUUCUCACCACCUGCCUCUCCUAUGUCGCUUCUUUUGAGUUUCAAGUGGGUGACACCAAAGGCUGGGUGGUUCCGCCGGCCAACGACACCAGAAUCUACAACGACUGGGCCUCGGAAAACAGAUUCCGAGCUGAAGACUCCGUCCGUUUCCGGUACAAGAAGGACUCGGUGAUGGAAGUGACAGAAGAAGAGUACAAGAGAUGCAACUCCACACAGCCGAGCUUCUUCUCCAACACCGGCAACACUGUGUUCCAUUUCGGCCGAUCGGGGACCUUCUACUUCAUCAGCGGCGCCAAUGGACACUGCGAGAGGGGACAGAGAAUGAUCGUGAAGGUGAUGGCCCAAGAUGAAGCUUCCUCCACCUCCCCUAAUUCCGAGAAAUCCUCUGCUGCUAGGAUUCGAACUUCGUCACUAGGAUCUCUGAAAUUCGUAUUUACUCCAUUAGCUGUGUGGGGUUUUGCUUCAAUCCUGUUGUAG